Dicentrarchus labrax (European seabass) is the source of this 6858-nucleotide messenger RNA. RefSeq names its product myotubularin related protein 14 (gene mtmr14). Gene Ontology annotation, molecular function: phosphatidylinositol-3-phosphate phosphatase activity. Bases 708 to 2732 code for a protein of 674 amino acids. The transcript has 20 exons. NCBI's taxonomy places the organism in Eukaryota, Metazoa, Chordata, Actinopteri, Moronidae. Gene Ontology annotation, biological process: dephosphorylation. The record is from RefSeq and is a predicted model, not a curated record.
UCGUGUCAGCUUCCUGUUUACCGCCUGUUGUACCUUCAGACUGUAGUACACCGAUUGCGACACCACUCUCCACUGCUGGGGCUCUCGCCCACAACAACAUAUGCUACACCGAGGUCCUGCAGCCACGGGGUCGACUUCUGUACGUCUUUAAUCCGUUCAUCAUCAUGGCCGUGGUUACUAAGGCGACAUGAAGACGUGACAUUGAGCAAACGUGAGCAGGCCGGGAAGGAUCCUGGAGAUUUCCUGUCUCCAGCUGACCGGGAGUUCAGUUAGCUGGUGCUGGGACUCGGGCAUCACUUCAGCAGGUGUCGCAAACGAAACGGUGGUGAUGUGGAGGACUACAAAGGCCUGAAAUAGUCUCAAAUGCGGGUCUGAGUUAGUGGGAACGACCAACAUACGCCUUGGAAGCUCAACUAGCCUGUUAGCUAGUAGUGCUAACUCCGCUAGCAGUAGCAGCGGCAGCCGCCGUGGUGUGAGUGGCCGGCUGUGCGGGCUGGCUAACGGCUUGUGUUUGGAGAGUGGAGCUGCGCGCCGGUGCCCUGAAUUCAGGAAGAAUCCCCGGCUCCGGCCCCCUCAAGCGGGCAGUCAGGAAUAAGCUGGCUGGGAAGGGAUGGCCUGGUCGGUCUUCCCGUUCCAGAGGACAAGGCUCCGCGGUGUUUGAAGGAGGUCGAGUUCGGCUAGAGGCCACCACCGCGGGUCGAGGCGCUAUGAUGGCCGCCUCCCCCUCCGCGGCCGGCGGCUUCACGGCCUCCGGUCUGUCGGUCAAAAAGAGCGAGGAAAUAGCGGAUUUGAUAGAUUUGUUUUCCAAGAUUCAGUACAGAGCGAAGGAAGUAACUCCUCGGGUGGAGGCGAUAGAGAAGCGUUGUCUGGACUUAUUUGCCAGAGACUACAAGUACAGUAUCAUCCACAACGCCAAUGGAGAAGUGUGUGGACAUUACCCACGGCAGAUAGUUUUCCUGGAGUAUGAGUGCACAGAUGUCGAGAGAGACAGGGAGCAAAGGUCAGCCUCCGUCUCUUGCCCCUCUGAUCGCAUCAAGGCAGCAGAAGGGUUUGAGAGCACAGUGCAGAUCAGUAAGCUGCAGGACCUGGUGAACCGGAGUAAGCUGGCUCGCUGCAGAGGGAGGUUCGUCUGUCCCGUCAUCCUCUACAAUGGCAAGCAUAUUUGCCGGUCAUCCACUCUGGCAGGAUGGGGGGAGCUGUACGGACGCACGGGCUACAACUACAUCUUCUCAGGGGGCAGUGACGACACGUGGACGGAGUCUGAGGAGGUUCCAGAGGAUGACAGCGCAGCCAGGAACGGGGACUCCCAGCUCUUCGACAAGGUUCGAGGCCACGACAUUAAGCUGCUACGUUACCUCUCGGUUCGCUACAUCUGUGACCUAAUGGUGGAGAACAAGAAGGUUAAGUUUGGCCUAAAUGUGACAUCCUCUGAGAAGGCGGACAAGGCCCAACGCUAUGCAGACUUCACCUUGCUCUCCGUGCCUUACCCUGGGUGUGAGUUUUUUAAGGACUACAAAGACAGAGACUACACAGCAGAGGGUCUGGUGUUCAACUGGAAUCAGGACUAUGUGGACGCUCCUUUGACAAUCCCGGUGUGCUUUACCCAGAACUUGAACAUUGACUGGACUCAAUACCAGUCGUGGGACCUGGUGGAGCAGACCCAGAACUACCUGAAACUGCUGCUUCACAUCAUCAACAUUGAUGAUGAGAGUGGCCUCCUGGUGCACUGCAUAUCAGGCUGGGACCGGACGCCUCUGUUUGUGUCCCUCCUCAGGCUCUCUCUGUGGGCAGACGGCGCGGUGCACGCCAGCCUGGAGCCGGCCCAGAUCCUGUAUCUGACCAUCGCCUAUGACUGGUUCCUCUUCGGUCACAUGCUGCCAGAUCGACUCUCCAAAGGGGAGGAGAUUUUCUUUUUUUGCUUCAAUUUUUUGAAGCACAUUGUCUCAGAGAAGUUCUCUGCUGUUAGGAAACAGAGAAGGAAGAACUCCCACUUCAAAGACAGUGAUUUCACUGUGGAAGACCUCUGCCAGUUAAAGACGAGGGAUCGCGGCAGUGUGACCAGUCUGAGCAGCGAGUUCUCCCUUAUCACUGAGGAGGCGGGCGGCACCUCCAGCCUCAACAACGAAGCAGUGGACCUGUUCUCCAGCCAACCCCAGGCCUCCAGCUGGAGAAAAGGCACCACCUCCUCUCCUCAGAUGGUUGUUUGGAAUAAACAGAACCCUCUGGAAGAGCACCUCUCCCAUCCACUCAACGAGGCCAGGUCUUCCAGCUCCUCCUCCUCCAACCAGUCAGAACACGGUGUCACACGCACUGGCAGCAGCCCGUUGGCUGUCCCCGGAAGAAGGUUAGCAGCAGACUACACUCGGUCAGGUUCCUCCCUCUCUACAGAGUAUGGGAGCUGGCAGAUAGUUUCUGGUUGUGGCAGCAUCCACGACCACGCUCACUUCCCUCCACCUCUGGCCUCAGCCUCCUCAACCUCGUCUGCUGUCGCUGCUGCCUACGACUCCCCCCUGCCCUUCAGUUUUCAGGAUGAAGGACCCAGUGGACGGAUGUGUCCCUUCCCCUCUGAGCGUCAGGCCCGUCUGGAGGCGGUGCGGGAAGUCUUCCUGGCGGCCUACAGCUCCACUGUGGGCCUCAAGUCCUCGGCACCCAGCCCCUCCGGUGCAAUCUCCGGCCUGCUGGAGCAGUUCGCCCGCGGGGUAGGCCUCCGGGGCACAAACGCCAUUGUCUGAACCCUCUCAAUGUGACUUCAGUCCCUCCUCCUUCUUCCAUCCAUCCAUCAACAGACGAUUCAACACAUCUGGACUCAGUACGACAAAGUGCCAAACAUCUCUGUUCAGUGCAGGGGUGAAGCAUUCAUUUCUUUUUUUUUUUUUUUUUUUUUUUUUAAACUUACUUUGGUUUUGUUUUUAAACCUUACAUGUCCGGAUUGAAUUUUUUCUGUGAUCCUCCAAGUUUUCUCUGGACUUUUAAUCUUGUGUAUUGAGUUCAUCUGUCACAUUCAGGGAGGGAAAUGGUUUCAGCCACAGUAUCAAAAAGGGAUAAUGAAAUGUAAGUGGCUGAGAACAUGGGGUCUGUGCCUGUUACAGGCAGAAUAUAAAGAAUUCUUCCUUCCUCUGUUCUUCCUUAAUCUGCUCAUAAUUUUUUUAAGUCCUUGCAGUGACCGUCCCACGCACAGGAAGCGAUAUGUUUUUAGUCCUGUUGUUUUGUGCUGCUAUUCUUAACUGACCCAAGCAGUGGAAAGUUCUUUUGUUCAGGUGGAUUUGGAAGAAGAGAUAAAUACAGCACUUAUUGUGUUCUGACAGAAAUGGUACCAAGGUUUUUGGUUUCUAAUCUGGCACAGUAAAUUCAAAUUGGAAUAUCUAUCUAUAAAUAUCUAUCUAGCUUUGGGGUCUAGAGUUAAAGGAUAAGGUUGAAUUUUUAAAAGUCUGUCUUAAUGCAGUACUCGCAUGCCAUAUGUACAUUGAAGGAGUUUUUGGCUGCUGUAGUAAUUCCUUCUGUCCACUCUGGGAUUGAAGACAUUCCUUUGUAGUGCAACUGUACUGUAUCUGCAGUCCACGUUAAGCUAAUAUGAAGCUUCAGAAGUUUGAGUUAGUGCUUUGUCCAGGUGUUGUCCAUAUUCUGUGACUUGAUAAGGAAUUUCAGUCUUGGCCAAAUCCCUUUGGAGUUAAGGGUUCACCAUACUUGAAACAAACAGUUAUACAACAUGUCUGACCACGUGUAAAGGCAAAAGUAUUGACACCAUUUCUGAAAGGCCACACUACUGGAUGAAGAGGCCUGGUGUUGUAGAAGGGCAAGAGGCAAUGUUCAAAUUGGGAUAAAGGACAGUUUCUAGUUGAAGGCAUUCAUGGUCUUGUGAGGGACCCAAUCACGAUGUAAAGUGGCUGGAUUGAAGGUUUCAGAAAGUUACAGAAACUGCCAGACACAGCGCCUCUAAUCUGACUCGGGAUAAGGGGUAUCAUGUGCUGAUUGAUGAUGCCACAUGUACUUUUUUUUUAGGCAUACUGAAACCUUAAAGCCUUACAGUGUGAAUCUGACAAUUAGUUUGUAUGAAGUGUUGUCUAAACACGUCUAAGGGAAUGUUAAAAUGGGGAUAAGGGUGCACACUUUUCAGUUUCUUGUUGAAGGCAUUCAUGGUGUUGCAAAAAAAGUUCAAAACCUGCCUACUUUCUCACCUCUGCACACCUUGUCAAUCACUGUGUGAAGUGGAAGGAUCGUGGGUCUCAGAAAGUUAUAGAAACUGCCGGACGCAGCACCCCGAAUGACUUAUGGGAUGCUGUUCAAUGAUCCAACAAGCACUUUGUUUGAAGCAUACUGAAACCUUGAAGCCUCAGUGGGAACUCAAGUGUACAAACUAGUUUGUAAGAAGGGUUGGCCGAACCAGAACACACAAGGCAAAAGUGUUUAUAGUGGUUAGGAGUGGUCAUACUUGCAUGCUGGGCAAAAAGUUCCGUCAUUAUAUAGAGGUGUGAGAUGCAACCAAAUGUGAUUUUUGGCCCUAUUUCGGGGUACACUACAAAGUUAUCUCUUCACAGCCUGUAUGGACAGAAGGGAUGAUUACAGCGACCAGCAGACGUACAUAUGGUAUGUGAGGUAGAUGCCUUAAACAAAAUCUGAUCCUAUCCUUGAACUAGAUGACUUUCAAGUUAUAUUACAAAAUGUUUUCUUCAUAAAAUAAGUUUUAAGGAUUAAACAUCCACAGGGACUGUUCUGAAUGGCCUCGAAGAGCAGAAGAUGAAGCAACGAUCUUUUCAUCUCGCCAGUCUAAUGUCAUAUCCUUUACUUGAGUUCAUAUCCGGUCAUUUUUUUUCCUUCUUCUUCUUCUUCAGUAGCACUGACAUGGUAGCACAAGAGGCACUGAGCAUUGUGGUAGCAAACCUGUGAACCGAAUGCCUUUCCAACGUCCUUUCUUGUUGGACUCCAGUGAAGCGAGGUCCACGUGAUUCCUGCCUGUGCUGAGAUUUCCGCCCAGCUGUUACCACACAACUGUUCAGAAACACGUGAGCUGUACUUUCAGGUCACACUUAGACCGACAUUUCUACCUGGGCCACUCUCAGCUAGAUUCACACUUUAAAGUAAUUUUCUUCAGAGAUUUCUGUUGAGAGAUUUUAUUUGAAACUAGCUUGUCGGUGUUGCCAAACGGUUUUGACGGCUGCUGUACCUCAGGACCUUUUGUUGUGCCUUUUUUAUCUUCAGUAACGCUGGAUCAGACCUCUACUACUUCUGAUCCAGUUUCAGGUGUAUUUCUGUUACUUAAAUGGUUUCAAGAGCUUGUGGUGUUUGCAGCAGAUUGUUAAUAAAAGUUUUGAUUGUAGAGCAUUAGCAGCAUUAGCUUUGCAAUGAAGCUUUUGGGAUUGCCCCUUUAUCACUCACUUUGUUGAAGGACUAUAAGUCUUUUUUAGUUGUACAGUAACAUAAAGCUGUUGAGUCUUAUAGACAAACUGAUUAGGUUGACAUUUUUCAUUCACACCCAGAUUUAAGGCACAAAGAGAUUUUCAUUUCUGCCUUUGAACGAGACUGUAGCUGAAGAGGAUUUUAUUGAUUUUAAGGAAUAAUUCAAGUAGGAAUUUGGGAGAGUACUCACUUUCUUUCCGAUAGUAAGAUGAGAAGAUUGUCACCAAUAUCAUGUCUUAGUGCAGAGCUAGAGCUGGGACAUGUUUAGCCUACAUUAGCAUAAAGACUGAAGGAGAAACGGCUAGCUCUGCCUUUUCAAAAGUUCAAAAACAUGCAUAUCAACACCUCUAAAGCUCAUUCAUUAACGUGUUUAUCUAGUUUACUGAAUCCACACACAAACAGAAAUGUAAAAAUGGCAAUUUGACAUUUUCAGGGAUUUUGGUGGUGUAAUAUUUCUUGAUGAACAACAGUUAAUCUGUUAGCCUGUUAGUUCUGGAUUUUUACUUUUCUGUUCAAGUAUGGGUUAAAAGAUGAGAUACCUGUUGAUCAGUCAGUUUUAGAGGUGUUUUUCGGUGUGUUUUUCAGAUUGGACGUCGUGAGGCGUUUCUAGACUUUAUGCUAGGUUAGGCUCCAGCUCUGCGUUUCACUCACAGACACAACAGUGGUAUUGAUUUUCACAUCUCACUCUCAGAAAGAAUUUAAAUAAGCAACCGUCUUUUUACUGGCAGGAUUUGGUGUUCUGCUAUAGAUUCCAAGCCAAAUUCGGCUUCCUUUAUACCACAAAAACACAUUUGCUAAACUAUUUUUAAAGCCACAUCAGUCUUUAUCCCUUUUUUUCUUUGACAUUGUAAGGAAUUUGUUUGUAUUUGGUUCACAUGACCGCAUGUAUCUGCCUGGGCUGUCAAAGUGGUUUAAUUUUGUAAUCCUACACAAAGAACAAUCUGUCCAGCUUUAUUUGAGACUUUCAGGCAUGGCCUCCUCUCUUUCAGCUUUCUUGGUAAGAAACCUUUUCUGAAGAGGAGCUGUAAUUCAGUCAAGCUUUCAUAUCAUUUGUUUUUAUUUUGGCAUCAUUUCUACAGUCUGCCUGUAGCUGUUAACCAUCACAGGACACUCACAAAAGCAUUACUGUCAUUUUCACAUAGCUGAAAUUACAUAUUCUGAGUUACUUUCAAAUACUCUCCAAAAACUCACUCAGUCUGUCACUUUUUCGCUCACUUGUUUUGCAUUUCUCUCAAUUGCGGCAUAUAAUGGUUUUAUUUGUUUUUACAAGUUAAUUUUUAUUUCAGAAUCUCUUUUAUUAAAAUGCUGCAUUGCACUCGUCCUGAUGUUCAAAGUUUUCUUCUUUGUACAGUUGAUGCAUUUUUAAGUAAUUCUACCUUUGAUUUCUUAAUUGUUGGCAGGCUACAAUGAAAGGUGAACUGAGCAGUAAGUGGCAAUUGUGAAUAAAUGAAAAAAGAGAAUGUA